AUGUAGUCCCAGCCACAGGAACUGGAACCCUGUCCAUUACACUUGAAGACGUCAAUGAUAACCCUCCAUUCUUCGUGGAGCGUAACAUUACGGUUUGCAGAGAUGACUCAACUCCUGUGCUGUUGACUGUAGCAGACAAAGAUGGACCGCAUCAUUCUGCUCCAUACAACAUGAUGGUCGAUGAAGUAUCCAAACCCAACUGGAGUGCUCAGAUGAACACCGACAGAACUGGAGUUGAACUGGUUUUAAAAUCCAAUGAGUUGAGUGGAACUUACCCAGUGAUCCUGAGAGUUUCAGACACUGGUGGUUUGGAGCAGGACUGCUUCAUACAAGUUAAAGUGUGCAGCUGUGUGGAAAACGAAAGAGUGUGUGGUCCACUGAGGAAUGGUUGGAGUGUGAAGGAUCAGAUCAUCUGGGGAGUAGUUGGAGGAACCCUUCUCUUAUCAAUGGUUCUGGCUGUGCUGUAUUUUUCCACACGGGAAAGACUGAAGGAACACAAGAGAUACUUCAUUAUUAGAUGGAGAAAACAACCAGAUACACAAUUUCAGGAGUAACGAUUGGUCCAAUUGUUGGUCCUGGUAAUGUCUGAGCUGUUUUGCUUGUAUGGUCCUCUCACCAAUACCAAGCUAAAGACUUCUUGGCCUGUUUUGCUUUUGCUUUUUGUAAGCCUCUUUUGGGUGUUUGUAUGUUUUUAGAAUACAUGUAUGUGCGGUGUGUCUCAUGGAGUAAAUGCAUUUCCCAGAUAACCUGGUGAAUUCUGGAUGAAGCAGUAGAUGUGAGUUCCCUCAAAAUGUGACCUUUAACACAUUUAGCUGAUUUAUAUUUUACAUUUUUAAAUCAGCUGACAAAUUUUGCUGAAAAUAAAUGCAGAACAGUUCAUUCGUGAGCCUGAGGAACUCCUCACCUGUAAAUAUUCUGGUUUUUAGGGGCAACCGAUAUAAACCUUUUCAUUGAUUUCAGUUUUUAUUGAUGGAUUUUUCAGUUGAUUGCUGUUUCCUCUGUCAGCUCCACAUGCAAAUAUUUACAAAACAAAACUUUGAUCAUUUUCCUGUUGGACCAAAGUUUUCGUUUCAGUUCCUCUUUUUACCACUUUCACCUCUUAUCCCAGCUGGAUUUGAAAGUUAGUUCCUUUGGAACAAUCCUCUGAGCUGGAUCUUAUGCACAAUUGCAUCCUGUUUAAUUGCUGCACCAGAGUCCAUGUUUUGUGGCGCUCCAUCCGUGUGCCGUACAGCAGUCGUUCCUCAACCACCGAGCUGCAUGUCCACCAUGUCUACUAGGUAACCUGAGGUCACCGAAGGGCGACUUCCAGCAGCUUAGAGCCUUCCUCAGUGAGAAGAACCUCCUUGUUCUGGUUCCGGUCGUACAGAACCAGCUCUUGUUGCAGCUAAGUCAGCUGUCCUAAAGGGGCAAAAAGAAAAACUUUAUUUUUUUUUUUUUUGCCUGAAAUUCUCCCUACCAUCCCCAUUCCUCUAAAAGAGCCACUAAUUCAGGGGUUUUAACAUAACGGUUUUCUACAUCAUGUAGGGGACACUUCCUUGUUUCGCCUGCGGGUGGUGCUGUUGCACCUUCAUGUUCCUUUUUCACCCUCUGGGGACGCUGUAGCUCUCCUGCAAUCUUGGCGGGCUUCCUCUUUCUGCUCAGUUUCCUCUGUGUUGUUAUAAGGUAAGCAGCAUAGCCAUUUUGUCCUGUGAGUUUUUACAAUUAUUGAUUUUCUAAUGUUCAGUUUCCUCUGUGUUGUUAUAAGAAAAUAAAGAGCAACAAGGUCUGCCACAGAUUGUAUGCCUCUGGUGCCUCUUCUUCCUACAAACACGGCCACCCGCAGUACAUCGGGCUCCAAGGAGGAGGGGCCGCGUGUGGACGUAGAAAGACCGGGCUACAAUCACAAAGUUCUUUUUCUUCAAAAUGCAUUUUUGCAUCAGCUCCUGUUUCACAAUGAUUUAAAUAAAGAAAUACUCAGAAA
Messenger RNA from Oryzias melastigma (Indian medaka), 1960 nucleotides. RefSeq names its product cadherin-3. The record is from RefSeq and is a predicted model, not a curated record. Gene Ontology annotation, cellular component: catenin complex; plasma membrane; adherens junction. Gene Ontology annotation, biological process: cell-cell junction assembly; multicellular organism development; adherens junction organization. Gene Ontology annotation, molecular function: calcium ion binding; cadherin binding. Lineage: Eukaryota; Metazoa; Chordata; Actinopteri; Beloniformes; Adrianichthyidae.